AUGGAUGCCCUUGGUAAAAUUGCAACAACAGGAGAGAGAGCAAUAUAAGAAUUGAAUAAAUAAUCUUUAACACAAUGGAAUGGGAGUACUAUGAGCACAAUGAAAUAUGUAUGGGAUUGAAUAUUUAGAAAAGAUAAUAGAACGGUUGAAUUUGUGCUUUGAUGAAAUAAAUUUUCAUUUAUAAAAGAAGGGUUUGAAUGAUGAAGCCAGUGUAAUAACAAAGUUAUGCAAUUAUUUUAAUGUUUUGUUCCAAAAAGUUGAAGAGAUAAAUCAAAGAAAGUAAUAGAAUCCUCCAGAGCUUCCUUUAGAAUAUUGUUAAAGAUCAUUUUCUACUAAUUUAAGUUCAAAAACAAUAUUUGGAGGAGCUGAAAUAUAAAGUUUUAGUAUAUUUUCUGCAUAAAAAUCUAAAUAUAUUACUGCAGAAUAAGAAUUUAGAAGUAAUAAGCCAAAAUUUAAGAAAAAUGUUUAAUCAAAAGGGACAGAUACUGGUGAAGAUGCUAUGCGUUAUUUAAAUGUAGAAUAUUUAGGUGAGAAAGAGAGAGAAUUAUAAAGAGCAAAAGAGGAAAAUGAAAUGAAUCUUAGAGAAGUAGAAAAGUUUCUUAAACUUAAAGGAUUAUGGAGUGAAAUACAUGCAAGCAAUGCUCCUUUUAAACUUUAAGAUCUAGGAAAAACAUUAGAAAGAGAAUUAUAAAGAAAUGAAAUGUUUAUUAAUGAAUAAAUUAGAAUAGCAAAUUAGGAACCUGAUUUUCCUCCUAGAGAUAUGAAAUAAGAGAUUAAAGAUAAAGUUGUUGUUGGUGUUUAAAAAUCAACUGCAGAUAGAAUAUUAAAAUAUGCUGAAAGAAAAAUGAGAGAAGAAUUUGAAAAAUUUCAAUUGAAAAAGAAUGGUGGAUUAUAAAUGCAUAAAAGAAAAUCAUAAAAUAUGUAAAGAAUAGAUGAGUUAGAACAUUUAAUUAAUACUAAGAAUGAAGAGAUAUUAGAAAAAGAAUCAAAAAUGUCUGCUCUAUUUUCUAAAUUUGAAGAGUAAGAGAAAAAAUUAGUAAAUUUAAUGAUUUAAAUGGAAUAAAUUAAAGCUAAUGAAAAACAUAAUAAUACUUUUACUAGUAGUUAAGCAAAUGAAAAAUAAAGUCAUUUUGAAGUUUAAGUAUGUAUGAGUGAUCCAAAAAUCUUUAAAUUAGAAUUGCAAUUAAAAGAAAUUGUUGAAGAAAAUCAGAAUAUGAAAGCAGAAUUAUAAACUAUUUAUGAAUAAGCAAAAAACGAUAAAUAGAAAGUUCUAUUGUAGCCUUAAUUAAUUGAAGAAGUACUAAUGAUGAUUAUUUAAAGUGAGUUGUAAGCAGAAGGUAAAAUAGAAUUAUUAUAAACCUUUUUGUAAUAUCUUAUUGAAAAUUCAGAAAAUGAUAUUGCUAAAAUGCCUCCAAAUGAAUUAUAUAGAACUGUAAGAUAAAAAAUGCAAUAUAAUACUAAUUCAAAUAGAAAUUUAGAGGAAGUUUUAGAGAAAUUUGAAGAAAUGUAAAGUGAUGAUGAAGAAUUCUCUCCAAGUUCAAUUAAAAAAGCUAAAAAAAAUAAAAAUAAAUAAUAGAAAUCUAAAAAAAUAAUUUUAGAAAGAGCUGAUUCAUAAAUUGAUUAAUCAUAAUCACCUGAAAAAUCAGAGAAAUUUAUUGGACUUAAAAAAACUAAAAAUAAAUUUGAAGAUUAAUUGAAUGAAAAUUCAGAAUCUUAAAUUUUAGUAAAUAGUAAUAAUAAUAAUAAUGAUAGUAAUUAUUCAAUUAGUAUGUUUAAAAAAAAACCUCUCAAUAAGAUUAAUGAAGAAAAUAGCAUGAUCUAAAAAAAUUCACCAAGAAAAUAAGAAGUCAUUAGUCCAUAAUCUGGUAAUAGAAAUGUAUAAAAUAAUACCUCUACAUUUAAAUAAAGUUAAUCUGAUAAUAAAGUAAAUAAAAACAUAAUAAAUUAAUCUUUUAUAUAGAACUAGUCUUAAUAGUAAUAAUAAUAAAAUAAUUAAUAAUAAUAAUAAUAAUAAUUUCAAUUAUAAUAACCUAAAGAGUCUAGUAGAUUCAAAACAGAAUAAUAAAAAUAAAUAUCAUCAGGAAGACAAUAAGCAAAUAGAAGUAGAGGAUAAAUAGAUUAAAGUAAUUAAAAAUCUAUAAUUUAAUCUUAAUAAACACCUCAAAAUAUAAAUAAGUAAUAAAGACAAAUAAAGUAAAGACAUUCAAUAAAGGAUGAAUAUGGUGAAGUAGAUUAUGAUGAAAUUGACUAGGAUGUAGCAAAUCGAGGAGUUCAAGUGAAUUUUGGAAAUUUGUAUAUAAAAGCAUCUAUGAUAAAUUCUUAAGAUGAGAAUUCAAAUAUGAUGGGUUCUUAGAUAGGGUUUCAAACUCCUUUAAUGAGAUAAAGUUAUAGAUAGUUGGAAGAGAAGGUGACUGCAAAAUUUACUUAAACAGAUGAUUUUUUUAUGUGGAAUUUAUUUUAAAAGAUGCAAGUUGAUCUUGGAUUAACAGAAGAAUAAAUAAAACGAUUAGAAUAAAUAUUUUUAAAUGAAUAAUAAUUUAUACAUUAUUAUGAGAAGACUCCAUCUUAGAGAUAAAAAUCAAGAGCAUCAACAGUUUUGGUUGAUUAGACAACAAAAGUUAAAUAAGAGAAAUAUAUAGAAAAUACAAUUAAUGAUAGUAAGAUGACUACUAUGGUUUAAUAGAAAAAUGAGACAACAGAUUCAGAAUAAUAAAUAAGAAGACCAACAAUAUCUAUAAUGAAAACAACUCAACCCCCAAAAGGAUUAGAAUCCCCAAUGAAUUAAGUUGGAAGAUAAAAAAGUUAGGUUUUGCUUUCUUAUACAAAUGAAAGCAGUAUAAUUUAACCUAAUUAAGGUAGAAGUGUAAGUUAAACAUCAGAUGUACAUAUUGUAAAUUAUGGUAGUGUUAGUACAGAUUCUAUUGCUAAAAAAUAGAGAUAAACAACAAGUUAGAAAAUCUUAGAAGAUAUGCUUAAAAAUAAGACUGGUUUAACAUCACCAUUUGAUGUAGAAACAAAAGAAUAGAAGGAAUAAAAAAUGUAUUUUCAUGUUUUUGGAGAUGAAUUAUAGACUGAUGCAGAUUUUGAAUUAGAAGCUGUUAGAAUUAAUUUAGGAAAACCUUUAGAAGUUAUUUAAGAUCAUUUAAAAGAAGAUGCUAUGAAAAAGAUAUAUUAAUAAUUUAUUAAUCGACCUAAGAAUCCUUGGUAAGAUUAGCUAUAUAUGAUUAUAUCUUAGUUUGCUAAUAAACCUCCAUAAGCAAUAACUUAUAUAGAUUUCAAAAAGUAUUAUGAAAAUUAUAUGAGAGUAUAAAUUGAUAUCAAAUUUGUAGGUACAUAAGAGAUGUGGUGAUGGAUGUAUUCACAUAUAAAGAUUUUUAGCCAGGAUUGGAUUUGGGAUAAAUUCAAAGAGAAAACAAUUAAAUAUGAGCAAAUAAAGUGUUUCUCCUUUUGAACUGCCUAAACUAAAAUGAAAUUUUUGAUAUGAAC
Paramecium sonneborni is the source of this 3486-nucleotide messenger RNA. The record is from the annotation of a GenBank genome assembly. Lineage: Eukaryota; Ciliophora; Oligohymenophorea; Peniculida; Parameciidae.